CGAGGGUGGUGAGUGGCAGGCGCGAGAGAGCUCGAGCUGAACAGCAGUUAACGAUCGGGACCCGCGCAAAGGGAAGGGAAAAGGGGAAGACAGAGUGGAGUCUUGGGAUCACUUCAGCCAGCGGUAUAAAGUAAUCAGAAACGAGCCACUAUUGUGUGCAGGUAUCUCUCACCUACCAGGGUAGAGCUCAGCGACAGCGGGCAACUCUCUCCGGAAACAUCCAGCCUGACAGGGAUUUGCCUCUCGUCCCGUUUCCUCAGUCGGUUGCAGGAUGCCGUUGGCACAGUUAGCUGGUCCUUGGCCCAAAGUGGACCUGGUUCACCUAGAGACCGAGAAUGGGCAUGGAACUUCAGAAGAAACAACAGACCCUCCAGUGCAGGCAAAAUCAGAAAUCACAUGGAUAGAGAAGGACUUUGUCUCCUUAAAAUGUAAGGACGAAGGAAAUGUAAAAGAGAUCAACAUCACACAUCACGUGAAAGAGGGGUCAGAGAAAGCAGAUCCAUCUCACUUUGAGUUGUUGAAAGUACUUGGUCAGGGAUCCUUUGGAAAGGUGUUUCUGGUGAGAAAGAUCAAAGCACCUGAUGCAGGUCAGCUCUAUGCUAUGAAGGUUCUGAAAAAAGCAACAUUGAAAGUUCGGGAUCGUGUCCGGACUAAAUUGGAACGAGACAUCUUGGUGGAUGUAAAUCAUCCAUUCAUAGUGAAGCUGCAUUAUGCUUUUCAGACUGAAGGAAAACUGUACCUUAUCUUGGACUUCCUUAGAGGAGGUGAUCUUUUCACCCGACUAUCUAAAGAGGUAAUGUUCACAGAAGAGGAUGUUAAGAUAUAUUUGGCAGAGUUGGCUUUAGCCUUGGACCAUCUUCACAGUUUUGGAAUCAUCUACAGAGACCUGAAACCAGAAAAUAUUCUACUGGAUGAAGAAGGGCACAUUAAGUUAACUGACUUUGGACUGAGCAAGGAAGCUGUUGACCAUGAGAAGAAGGCCUAUUCAUUUUGUGGAACUGUUGAGUAUAUGGCUCCUGAGGUGGUUAAUCGACGUGGCCAUACACUUAGUGCUGACUGGUGGUCUUAUGGUGUUUUAAUGUUUGAGAUGUUGACUGGUUCCCUGCCAUUCCAAGGGAAGGAUAGAAAAGAGACGAUGACACUCAUUUUAAAGGCUAAAUUGGGAAUGCCUCAAUUCUUGAGUCCUGAAGCCCAAAGUUUGUUACGAGCACUUUUCAAGAGAAAUCCUGCCAACAGACUAGGAGCUGGCGUGGAUGGUGUAGAGGAAAUCAAGCGUCAACCAUUCUUCACAAACAUAGAUUGGAAUAAACUCUACCGAAGGGAACUGAAGCCACCAUUCAAACCAGCUGUGGCCAGGCCAGAUGAUACCUUUUAUUUUGACCCUGAGUUUACAGAACGGACACCUAAAGAUUCUCCUGGUGUUCCUCCAAGUGCCAGUGCUCACAAGUUAUUCCGAGGAUUCAGUUUUGUGGCAACAGGAAUUGAAGAGGAGGCGAUUAAGGCUGAACAUUCCAAAAUGGUCAUUCACCCUGUGUUGCAGCAGCUUCAUGGGAACAAUAUGAACUUUACUGAUGGUUAUGAGCUAAAGGAGGAUAUUGGUGUAGGCUCAUAUUCUGUCUGUAAACGCUGCAUUCACAAGACCACAAACAUGGAGUACGCUGUCAAGAUUAUUGAAAAGAGCAAGAGAGAUCCCUCUGAAGAGGUUGAAAUCCUGUUGCGGUAUGGGCAGCAUCCAAACAUCAUUACACUGAAAGAUGUCUACAAUGAUAGUAAAUACAUCUACCUGGUGACGGAGCUAAUGAGAGGUGGUGAAUUACUGGACAAAAUACUGCAGAAAGGUUUCUCUGAGAGGGAGGCAAGUGCUCUUCUUCAUACAAUUGCCAAAACAGUGGAAUAUCUACAUUCUCAAGGGGUUGUUCACAGAGAUCUGAAACCAAGCAAUAUCUUGUAUGUAGAUGAGUCAAGUAACCCUGAGUCGAUCCGAAUCUGUGACUUUGGUUUUGCUAAACAGCUGAGGGCGGACAAUGGACUCUUAAUGACUCCCUGCUAUACAGCCAAUUUUGUUGCUCCAGAGGUUCUCAAACGUCAAGGAUAUGAUGAAGGCUGUGAUAUAUGGAGUCUGGGUGUUUUACUUUACACCAUGUUGGCCGGAUAUACCCCUUUUGCUAAUGGUCCCGAUGACACGCCAAGUGAGAUUCUGGCUCGGAUUGGAAGCGGACACUAUACUCUCCAGGGUGGAAACUGGGACAAGGCCUCUUCUGCUGCAAAGGAACUUGUCUCCAAGAUGUUGCAUGUUGAUCCACACCAACGUUUAACAGCAAAGCAAGUUUUGAAACAUCAGUGGAUUGUAAACAGAGAUCAGCUUCCACAAAGCCAGCUGACCCGCCAGGAUGUCCACCUUAUUAAGGGAGCAAUGGCAGCCACCUUCUCAGCCUUGAACAGCUCCCCGCCAGCACCAAAACUGGAAUCUGUGAAGGCAUCAACUUUAGCUCAACGCAGAGAACUUAAAAAGCUGCCGUCCACCUCUCUGUAACUCAGCAUCUGUUUGUGGCUUAUCACAGGCAGUGCAAAAUCCAGGGAAGCCCAAGUUAUGUGCACAGUCACAGAGACUGUUCUUCCCUCAAGACGUGGCAGUUAGUUGGCUGUUGAAUCUUUGGGAUAAUAUUGCAGUUCUUGAGAGAUAAAAAUAAGGAAAAUGAACUAAGGGAAAAUUGCUUUUUAUCAUGUUAAAUAGCUUUUACCGUACAAUUCUGCUGUAGUAACUUCACUUUGCCAGACUUGUUUUCAGUGGAGAGUAUCUUGCAGCAACCAAACAACUCUGAAUUCUGUUUAAGGGUAUUUCCUAAUCUUUUAAAUUUUACUUUUAAGUACCUGUAAAAAAAACAAUACUUUGUUUUUUGAACUACAGUUGUAAGCACAGUCUGAGUACAAAUUGUAUUUGAAUCAUGAAGAGCAAAAUUUUGUGGAAUUACAGAACUAAUCAGAUCAAAGGCCCAGGUUGAAGUUAGGCUGCAAGAAUUUUGAAGAUUCGAAAUGUCUGAUUAUAUGUUAAAGCUCACUGUUGUUCAUGCUAUUUGGCGAAUAAGAGAAUUUGGAGAAUACUACCUUUCCCUUUCAUGUAUUUAGAUUUAUUGAAUCAUAGUUCAUUUUUCUUGCAGUACUAUGCUGUAAAGAUUUCAAUCAGACGCUGAGUAUAUCACUGUUUAAAGAUGUGCUCAGUGAUGCUUCAAU
Molecule: messenger RNA, 3231 nt
Organism: Chiloscyllium plagiosum (whitespotted bambooshark)
Lineage: Eukaryota; Metazoa; Chordata; Chondrichthyes; Orectolobiformes; Hemiscylliidae
Gene: rps6ka1
Product: ribosomal protein S6 kinase a, polypeptide 1
Biological process (GO): protein phosphorylation; intracellular signal transduction
Molecular function (GO): ATP binding; protein serine/threonine kinase activity; magnesium ion binding
Source: RefSeq, a predicted model, not a curated record